This is a messenger RNA of Klebsormidium nitens, 642 nucleotides long. The record is from the annotation of a GenBank genome assembly. NCBI's taxonomy places the organism in Eukaryota, Viridiplantae, Streptophyta, Klebsormidiophyceae, Klebsormidiales, Klebsormidiaceae.
GCACAUCUGGGCCCUGGCUCUCUGUUAGCCGUCCUCCCUGACCCAGUCACCCCCCUAGCCGGGAGCCGGUUCGUCCAGAAACAGUCGUUCCACCUCAGCGGAGACGCCAGUCUAGUUCUCGUGGACUGGAUGACCAGCGGACGGAAAGCGCUGGGCGAGUCGUGGGAGUUCGCAUCGUUCGAAACUGCCAACAGCGUGGAAUGUGACGGGACGCCCGUUUUGCAAGACAAGAUGGAAUUGCGCUACGAAGACGGCGUCUCGAUCAAGGAGAGAAUGGGAGGGGCGCACGUGGUAGGCAUGAUGCUGCUAAUUGGACCCCGUUUGGAGGAGACGAUGCGCCGCAUAGCGCUUGGCCACCUCGCAGGGGGCUUUGCGGCCCCGCGCUGCGACCCCCUGGGAACGAUGAAAGCUGCCAAAGCUGACGCGGGGGACCCCCUCGCAAACCUGGCGUCUUGCAAGUGCUUUUCGGACGGAGAUGCAAACGCGCAGAGCGUUUUGAGCACUUCGUUCCGCGCAGUUGCUAACGGAGCCGGAUUGCUGGUGCGCUUUGCGGCGAGUGAUACCGAGGCGGCAUAUGCCUUCCUGAGGGACGCCCUCGCGCCGCUAGGGGGGCAGCUGGGCAGGCCGCCGUUCGCGCCGUGA